AUGGAUCUGCGCUCGACUGUGGCCUCGCCAUACACAACAAUCCCGCCCAUACUAGACGAGCCGAUACCGUUGAGUCCGAGAUGGGUCGCCCCGAUGGCUCUCGCCUUGUGCGUCGUCGCGCUUGUCCUCCCGAUCUUGUCUGCCUUAGCCUUGGCAUCCAAAGGCGGCGCAGUGGCUCUCCUCACGGACCCAGAUGACCCAAGCGGCCUGUCAUCAAGCAGUUCGGACACGGAUCCAGAUGGCGAGAGGAUACGCGAGCUGGAAGACACCUCGCCCGAGGUACAGUAUGCCGAGCUCACAAGCCGCGACGUGGACCACUUUAACCGUUAUCCAUCUUGGCAGAGCUUGCAGGAAUGCGUCUUCUGCUUGGACCCCCUGAAGCCGAAUGAUAUGGGACGUGCUUUAAAUGGCCUCUGA
This is a messenger RNA of Emericellopsis cladophorae, 417 nucleotides long. RefSeq lists its product as uncharacterized. Bases 1 to 417 code for a protein of 138 amino acids. The transcript is spliced from 5 exons. The record is from RefSeq and is a predicted model, not a curated record. NCBI's taxonomy places the organism in Eukaryota, Fungi, Ascomycota, Sordariomycetes, Hypocreales, Bionectriaceae.